Molecule: messenger RNA, 3867 nt
Organism: Hylaeus anthracinus
Lineage: Eukaryota; Metazoa; Arthropoda; Insecta; Hymenoptera; Colletidae
Gene: Galphai
Product: guanine nucleotide-binding protein G(i) subunit alpha
Exons: 4
Coding region: 1030-2100 (356 amino acids)
Biological process (GO): adenylate cyclase-modulating G protein-coupled receptor signaling pathway
Cellular component (GO): heterotrimeric G-protein complex
Molecular function (GO): G protein-coupled receptor binding; GTP binding; G-protein beta/gamma-subunit complex binding
Source: RefSeq, a predicted model, not a curated record
UCUCCACUUGCAGCAACCUCCACGUGGUGAGACCUGGUAAUCGGUAUUACUCGCGACAAAGAAUCAUUUGUUGAUCUUUUGUAAGGCGUAAUAGGGAGUAAUAGCGAGCUAAUGGCUGCAAACUUGUAAUAAGAUCUUUAGAUAUAAAAAGUAGGGUAAAGAGUUACAAAUAUAACUUCUAACUCUUUCCUACCUCAUUCUACUUGAAAAUGUAGUAUUUACAUGCUAUUAGGGUUACAUUUGAUUUUCAAAUAGUUCGUGAAUACCUUAAAAAUAAUACAAUUCUUUCGAAACCUAGAUGCUUUAUACAUUAUCCUCUACAAUUUAAACAAAGCGCCACGGAAAUCCCGUUCGCAUAACCGUCCUCAACGCCGUCUUGGGGCCCCCUGACCCAAAAUGAUAUUCGAUACGAUCAUUGAUCGAAACGAACCACAAGAUAGGUAUCCUUCUGUUUGAAAGUUGGUCCUCGAUCGCAUGUUGCGCGCGUCAGAUGGCGCGAUGAGGCCGGACGACGUGACGAUUCGAUUGGCAGAGAACGACUCGCGAUCGUCGCGUGGAUUGGCCCCUAGAUCGCGAUCGAAAGAUCUCCACGAAUCCUGCGAGAGUUUUAUUAGGUAGGAGCGGCGUGCAGGGGCUGGGACGUAAUGCAAUCGGUGUGAUCGGUGCCGGUAACGUUGGGGCUCGUGUGGUGCACAGCAGCGCAGCAGUUUCGGUGCCAUUGUCAUCGUCUUUGACGGGAAAGCGGGGAACGAUCUCUCGCGAAACAGAUUUCGCGCGUAUGCACGUAUCGCACGAUAAUACGUGCGUCGACAGGAGUACUGUGUGCCAGUGUGCGCGGGUUCGUGUUCGAUUUGGUGCGUGUAUGCGAGGACAACCGCGUGCGGGCGGUUCCCACACGUCCGUGCAACAAGUGUCAUUACACAGAAGCGCGGCAGAAGAAAACCGUCCGUUCCGAGGAAACGUAAUAGAGACGCCGUGCAUGGUGGUCCGUUCUUCGUUCAGAGGACAGAGAGAGGACCAUCGGCGAGGAUGGGCUGCGCCGUGAGCACCACCGGCGAAAAAGAAGCCGCGGAGAGGUCGAAGAAGAUCGACAAAGAUCUUCGAGCCGAUGGCGAGCGGGCAGCCAGCGAGGUCAAGCUCCUCCUGCUCGGAGCGGGAGAGUCUGGAAAGUCUACUAUAGUGAAACAAAUGAAAAUUAUACACGAGACUGGUUAUAGCAAAGAGGAAUGCGAACAAUAUAAACCAGUGGUAUAUAGUAACAUGAUUCAAAGUCUAAUGACAAUAAUUAGAGCUAUGGGACAACUUAGAAUUGAUUUUGCAGAUCCCAAUAAAGCGGACAUAGCACGCCAAUUCUUUACCCUAGCUUCUGCAGCAGAGGAGGGUGAGCUAACUGGGGAACUGGUGCUAUUAAUGAAACGAUUAUGGCAGGAUGCAGGAGUACAGCUUUGUUUCACACGUAGUAGAGAAUACCAGCUCAAUGAUUCGGCAGCGUAUUAUCUUAAUGCUUUAGAUCGCAUAGCUCAACAUAACUAUAUUCCUACUCAACAAGACGUUCUCAGAACGCGUGUAAAAACGACAGGAAUAGUAGAAACAAACUUUUCUUUUAAAGGUUUACAUUUUAAAAUGUUUGACGUUGGCGGUCAACGAUCAGAGAGAAAAAAGUGGAUUCACUGCUUUGAAGGCGUUACCGCUAUUAUCUUUUGCGUCGCGCUUAGCGGCUACGACUUGGUUUUGGCAGAAGACGAAGAAAUGAAUAGAAUGAUAGAAUCGAUGAAACUAUUUGAUUCUAUUUGCAAUAGUAAAUGGUUUCUCGAAACGUCGAUCAUUUUAUUCUUAAAUAAGAAAGAUCUUUUCGAGGAAAAAAUCACGAGGAGCCCGUUGACUAUUUGUUUCCCAGAAUAUAAAGGUGCAAACACGUACGUAGAAUGUGCUGAGUAUAUUCAAAUGAAAUUCGAAAAUUUAAAUAAAAGGAAAGAUCAGAAACAAAUUUACACACAUUUCACAUGCGCCACCGACACGCAUAACAUACAGUUUGUAUUUGAUGCUGUAACCGACGUUAUUAUCAAAAACAAUUUGAGUAAUUGCGGUUUAUUGAGUUAAACGUUCCAAUACUUGUUUCAAUUGGAAAUGAUAGAUCGAUAUCUAAGGUUUACGAACCUAUGCGAAAGCACAAAGGAUACACGUGAGACUGAACAAUAAUAGUUACAGACGAAAAUGUUCGGAGUCUGCUAACAUGUAUGCCAAUUGUGUAACAUUUUCACUUUGGCAUCCUAUUUACAAUAUUUACGUUUAGCAUUAUGUAACGAAUUACUAGAUUCUAUAUUUCUCGAUUAAAUGUUUCUUUUUUUUGUAUGUAAAACUUCGUGACACUUUCUCGCAAUGGGAUAGUUUUUAACUUAUUGAUCUGUCUUAAAUAAUGGUCGAUAUUAACCUAAAAGGAUCAAACAUUCAAGAAUUGCAAAAUUCAUUUUUAAAGGUAAAAGCAGAUACUAUUUGCAAAUGAAAAGACACUCGGUUUCUGCUAACUGUAUUUAGUAUAUUAACCAGAAACUAGUUAGCUAUUACUUUAGCGAUAUCUUUUUGUAUAUAAUUUAUUUGCUAAAAGGACUAUGUCUCUGUUGAAUGGAUCUACAUUUCUAUAAUCGUUUUCGAAAUCAAUCAUUUCUCUCGCAAAUGUUUAUAUUUUAAUGACAGACACAGUUCUCUGUGUUUACAGUAUAUAUACAAAUCAAAUUUGAUAAUAAAUUUUUGUAAUACCUUUUUUAUACAUAUUACUAGAUAAUGUUUAACGAGCUGUCAUUAUUGCUCUACCUGCCAAACGAAUGACAAUGCUAGGAUUAGUUACAGAUUUAGAGAUCAGUCUCAUUAUACUGCUGAAAUAAAUAAACAAACAUUUUUUAUAAAAGUCAAUAUUUUUUUACAUUCCUGUGCUUCGUGUUAUUGUGAAAUGUAUGUGAAUCUCUUUCGUUAAUCUAUCGUUAAAUUUGUAGUUUAGUCAAAUUUUGGAAAGGAGCAAUAAGAUAACUAUUAUGAGUAUUUGGAAAACGUGCAUUAAUUACAAGACAUGUUUUACCGAAGCCCUCUCUAUUUACACUUUCGUUCAAAUUUAAUACAUAAUGUAAUGACAAACGUUCUUAAAAUCAUGUAUUUUCAUUGUUCUUUUCAAAUUGAACAUUUUGCGUGUCUUGUAGCAUGAUCAUUUCGUAAAGUAUAACAGGCGCGUAUGACGUACUUAUUAUUUCAAAUCUUGCAAGGUAAUUAAGAAUGCUUUCUUCGUUGUGUAAACAGAAUCUCGAUUUACUUCUAUCUUGUAUCAAUUUUUAUAUGUAUAUGUACAAUAAUACAAUACAUGAAGCUACAAAAUAAAUAUAGUAUUGAUUUUGUUCUUUCUAAGAGUGUUUUGAAUUGGAAGUAUAUUACUUAAUAUUUUUACGCUACCAUAACAAUCUCUUAUAUUUGCUAUUAUUCAUUGUAUUACUAUUAACUUAAAAGAAUAUUGCUUGGUCAACGAUUGUAUAUAUUUUAUACAUACAAUACAUAUAUGGAGAAUAUUUUAUAAGAAUACUGUUAUCUGAGUAUUAUUUUCCUUAUUAUUAUAACCAGUAGUAAACUUAAGUCACGCGUUUAACUUUAAUUCUCAAAAAUUAUGUUAACUAUCAAUGUUGUCUUUUGUAUUUUUUUUUUUUUAUUUAGAAAAAUAUGAUAAGAUGCAACAAGAAACAGACGUAGUCAGUAAACAGUUUUAACGUUGAUUCUAUAUAAAUUAAUCUAUCAUAGAAGUGUAACUGUUUCGGGGCUUGUUUGUUCAAAAUGCAGGAUACAACAAUAAUAAUAAUGACAUUCUAACAUUCCGCCAUUAUACAUUUU